AUGUCGUCACAAACCCUCACCCGCCAGGGCACCAGAAGCGAUCUCAAGUGGCAGGAAAAGGUGUCAAAGCGGCGAACCGAACGGCAGCUGCCGAUCGGGCACGGCGAGUACACGGUGCUCUACCCGCCGGGCCUCGCAAAGAUGGCGCUCGGCUUGGCAGAGAACCUCGGCGACAAUCUGCCGGUGCUGUGCACCGACGACAUCUUCAGCGGCGGCUCGAUCGACGAGACGGGCCUCGCAUGGGAGCGCUUCCCGUCGGGCGACCCAAACAUCAAGCUGCGCGUCGACCUGAUCCGCGACCGGCACGUGGUGCUGCUGAUGAACCACGACACGAUCUUCCUGUUCGAGCAGCUCGCGGUCAUCCUCUUCCUCCAGCGGUUCAACGAGGACCCUCGCCGCGCCUUCAUCGUCUUCCCGGACCACGGCGCCCACCGCCGCUUCUACCAGAUGGUGCACCGCUGCAUCCCCGGCAUCCAGUACGAAAACAUCCUCUGGAUCGACAAGACGCGAGUCGGCACCUUUGUCCUCCUGGCCGACGACUUCACCAACUCUGGCUCGACGCUCUUCGGAGGCGCAGAGGUGAUCCGCACGCAUGCCGACGGCGCAAUCAAGGUUUGCGCGUACGUCUCGCACUACGUCGCAAAGUACGACCGCGCCACCGUCUCAAAGUUCGUCGACAAGCUCUACGCCGGGGGCGCUCUCGACGAGUUCCACUUCUCCACGACGAGGCCAAGGUUCGUUCCCAAAGUGAGAACUAGCACUGCCUUGGCCCCGCUGCUGCUCAGACUUUGCACGGCCUCCCGGAUCGACUCUUCGCGGGUCGAUUCAUCUUCGGAGAACUCUUUGCUGACGAACGUCAACCCGAGGCUCCGGCACUCUGCUUUUGCUGCUUCCUCGCAGGCGCGGCCGUACGCGGUCCGCGCAUAG
Messenger RNA from Emiliania huxleyi CCMP1516, 927 nucleotides. RefSeq lists its product as hypothetical. The transcript has 6 exons. Lineage: Eukaryota; Haptophyta; Isochrysidales; Noelaerhabdaceae. The coding region runs from base 1 to 927 and encodes 308 amino acids. The record is from RefSeq and is a predicted model, not a curated record.